Molecule: messenger RNA, 1120 nt
Organism: Cottoperca gobio
Lineage: Eukaryota; Metazoa; Chordata; Actinopteri; Perciformes; Bovichtidae
Gene: fam161a
Product: FAM161 centrosomal protein A
Exons: 3
Coding region: 6-485 (159 amino acids)
Biological process (GO): cilium organization
Cellular component (GO): cilium
Source: RefSeq, a predicted model, not a curated record
AAGAGAUGCAGCAGAGAGUGAAGGGGAGGCCGCUGCUGUUGGAGCAGGUUGCACAGAGGAAUGCCAAACAGGCGGCGGAGAAGCGCUACACAGACGCUCUGCAUGGAUGUGAUCUGACGGAAGACUUUAUCAGCAGCAAGGCGGCUAAAUCAGGAUCUGCACACGAAGCCCCCUCCCCGUCCAGCGACAGCACUCAGAGUGAACAAGAGGAGCCGGACAUGGGAUACAAACCUGUGCACUACAGGAAGGUCUUCCUGGAUGAUGAAGACGUGGAAGUGGAUACGGACGAAAAGGCUGGAAGAAGCGGCGAGGCUUCACUUCCCCACCGUGACAGCGAGGACGCCUGCAGCCACCUCUCGGAUCAGGAUUAUCGUGGUGGUCGUCAUCUCCACGACUCAGAUGAAAGUUACUCAGACGAUCAUGAGAAUUAUUCAGACGACAGCGAGCACGACGCUGACACCACACGGCAGGACGCAGGGAAGUGAUGUCAUCAAAGCGCUUGAUUCAAGUGGCCAUGCUAUGUCUAAAAACUCUGAUGACAAGUGAGCAGGAACACUGAAGAGGAAGCUUCUUAUUUAACGAUAAGAUUGUAAAUAUUCUGGAACUUCCAGAGAUUCAUACGUAAUAAACACUCGUUAGUUUCCUCGAUCGUGAACGAGGUUGUUGCAGAAUUAUUCUUGCAUUACUGUAAUUGAAACAAAUGUCAAAUGUAAAGUAUUGUAUUGUGAUUUCCAGCAAAAAGCAGUAAAUGCACAAGUUUUACAUUUAAUGAAACGUUUGUGGACGCAGCCACAGGUCGUGUUCUCAGUGCACACUUUACAUUCAAGGGUCUCAGGAAGACAAAUCCAUACAACAUACUACUCUCCACAGCAUUUACUACAUAGGCCUAGUGAUUGUCAUAAUAUACUAUUCAAGCAGUUAGUAAACAAAAACAAUGUUAAUACAAUAAUAAUGUUUCUGGCUCUGUUAUUUAUUUGGGGACAUAUCGCUUGUUGGACGGCACUGAAGAUAAAAGAUUUACCAGAUGACAUGACUUCACAUAAAUGGAGUAAUAUUGAUUGCUAUAUGAAUAACCUUGUUUAUGUCACACUGGACCAUCUACAAUAAAGCCUCUUAUUCA